UUCUACAACACUGCUGACAAUGGCAUCUCAGUUGUCAGAGGCAGAAGAGCGGGAACGGGUUUUCAGUGGCAAGGGGCGUUGGAACCAAGUCCGUUCCCUUGCUGAAGCCAAGAAUUUGAUGAAUCAUUUGUUUAAUCUGGCAUCUUCCUCCAGGUGUUCAUUGCGAGAUAGAGAAGUUGCCUGCAGGGAGAAGGACAUGGAAAUAAGAGAUAUGAAAGAAAAAGUAGUAAGGUUGAGCUGUUCACUUCGACAGUUGGAAAUGCAGAAGUCUGAACUCAUUCAUCAGUUGAAGUUGCUGAGGGCAAAGAGGUACUCAGAAUCUGUGGGGGAUUCGGUGUAUUACACAACUGGUGUAGGACAUAAGUAUGACUUGCGCAAGAUGGAAAACCGGCGAUCUACAAUUUUACUGGAGGAUAUGGAUUUAUCAAUAUCAGACACAGAAGCAGAUGAUUAUGCUAAAAAUGGGACUGAUGAUGAAUGGGUAGCAUCAGAAGACGAUGAAUGCGGAGCAUCAGAAAAAAUACAUGUUAGGAAAAGAAAGUCUAAGAGCAGACGUGCAAGCAUGGAAGACAAUCAGUCAAAUAUCAGUUCAGAAGAUGUAAAAGAUAAUUCAACAGAAGCAAAUGGAGGUGCAUCUGGGGAAACUGCAUCAGGAAUCUGCUGCUCUUGUAGUAAAUCUUCUUCUUGCAAGACAAACAAAUGCAAGUGCAAAGCUCUGGGCGGCACUUGUGGGAGUUCUUGUGGUUGCUUAGCAUCCAAGUGUGCCAACAGAAUAUCAGUCUCGAAUGAGUCACAAGUUGAAGGGACUGGUAAUGCUUCCAGUAUUGAGGAAUCAAAUAAAGAUCGCCUUCUUGCUGCUCAAGGGGCUGAAUUGCUUCAAGGUGCACUGGUUGAGGGGCCUGCUGAAGCCCACAGUGAUCAUGGGCCAAGAAAACCUCUUUCUGAUAUUGGAAAUACACUGGUGCGUCUUAUCAAACCCCUCGGCAAACCGCCGAAGUAA
Molecule: messenger RNA, 1000 nt
Organism: Cajanus cajan (pigeon pea)
Lineage: Eukaryota; Viridiplantae; Streptophyta; Magnoliopsida; Fabales; Fabaceae
Source: RefSeq, a predicted model, not a curated record